Molecule: messenger RNA, 726 nt
Organism: Conger conger (European conger)
Lineage: Eukaryota; Metazoa; Chordata; Actinopteri; Anguilliformes; Congridae
Exons: 2
Coding region: 108-383 (91 amino acids)
Molecular function (GO): protein binding
Source: RefSeq, a predicted model, not a curated record
AGGGUGAAAGUGAAAGUGUGUGAGCCACAUAAACACACACACACACACACACACACACACACACAUACGCACAGAGACUUGAGCAGAAGCAGUGAUCGAGGUGCAGGAUGGGGAAGAUAUACCAGCUGGUCGUGAUCGGGCUGAAGGGGGAGAAGAUUAUGGUGGAUGUGGGACAUUCGGAGACAGAGAUGAACUCGCUCACCGUCCAACAGCUCAAACAGAAGAUUGCAGCGAAGAUGCCGGGGAACUCAGGCCACGAUUUGGAAGGCAUGCGGCUGAUCUACACGACGAAGCAGCUGGAAGACGAGUCUCUGUUGUCCGUGUACGGAGUCCAGGACAAAUCCGUGAUCCAGCUCAUCCUGCGGCUGCCCGGGGGGCAGUAGCCCGUCCCUGACCCAGCCAAGCCCAAAACCACUUCGCCUCGCCGCCUCAUGCCCACGAACUCUCCCGCCACACCGGGAGAGCUGCAGACUGGAAGAGUAUAAGCCCGAUUUCUCUCUCCCUUUAUGAAGAGAGCUUCGUGACGGUUGUAUUGUAGCUCCAGUCGGCUGUGUGAGCUUCGGAUGAAAACGGCAUCCCCUGGGCCACCACAUGGCGGCAGCAGCGAGCCGCACUGAAGAAACUGGGCGUGUCGGCAGGAGAGGACUUUUAACAGAGGCAUCAUCGCUAGGCUAGUUCUGCCAUAAAUUAAUAUAUUAAAAUAUUAAAUCUUCUGAAGAAAUAAAG